AUGGACCAGGAAGAGGCUCCACCACCGCCGUACUCCGCCGUCGAUCCAUUACUUGCACCGAACAACCGGAACAACAACACUUCCCAGACCCCAGCCCCCCACCGUGGAAGGGCAUCCUCACAGGAUGCCAGUAGCUCGCGCAUUCCUGCCCAACCAACGGUUGUGCCGACGCACUUCACCUCCGCUGCAGCGUACUUUGAGGAACGGGCCCCGCCGGUCUUGGACGAAAGCCGGACUCUUUUGCAACAUCAUAUGACCGUAUACCCCCGAAGCCAAGCGAAGGAUUUUCCACGACGACCCCGCUGCUGGUCCUCGCGCUUCAACGAGACAACGCAGCAGGAUUGGGAUACGUUUGUGAACUAUCUUUUCCCCCCACAAUUGGGACUCGCUGCAUCUUCCCAGCACCUUCCCCGUCAAUUGCGCGCGGAGAUUCGACGUGAUCGCAAGGACCGCCCCCAAGAAACCGACGAGCAGCGUAGGGCUCGGAUUGCUGCUGUUGUUGGCGAAUGGAACGAAUGCUUCUUCGGCUUCCGCGGUACUCAUAUAGUCUUCAUCUAUGCGGGCGAGCCUGAUUCUGCGCCGCCGUCUGCUCUUUGUCCCCGAUGCUACCCUGCUGCAACUGGAUCGAUAGAGGGCUCGCCGUCCAGAUAUUCGAAUGCUUCGUCACCUCAACAGAAUUUUGUACAAACCCCCUGGCCGCCGUCUCCGUCUCCCUUCAACCCACAUCCCCACAUAUCUCCAUCUCCGUAUGGCGCGCCUUAUCCCUCAUAUCCCUCCCCUAUAUCCCCCAAUCUUCCACCUCAAUAUUAUCCACAGCAUCCAGCACCAUGGCAACCCAACAACUGGGGAUAUGCGCAGCAGCAACAUCAGUACCCCAACAACGGCACCUCCAAAGGUGGAUCAAUGGGAUGGAUUUCGCAGCUUGCAUCGACAGCCCAGAAGUACGGGGAGCGGUUCAGCGAACAAGCACAACAAUACGGAGAUCAGCUUAGCGCGCACGCACAACAUUAUGGACGGCAGGUCGAGGAGCAGGCUCUCGCCCAUGGCCGUUGGAUUGAAGAACAAGCAGGACUGCAUGCUCGCAAAGCACCAGUGGCCACUCCAUAUUAUGGUGGUUAUUAUAGCCGACCAUCCUGGGACAACCAAAGUCCCACAACGAACGUUCCAGUGCAUCAGACCCCGAGCCCUGUGACUGCAACUACCCCUCAAACCAACCCUCCAGCAAAUCCAGCAAAUCAAGACAAUAGCAUACCUAAAGUCCUAGAGCAGUCAGAUUUAGAGUCGACUGCUCUGUCGCGGCGAGUAUCGGUGAGCUCCGUCUCAUCCGAUUCCUCGUUUAGCUCGAUUGAUUCAAUAUCUACAACAUCGGAUUUAGGCGUCUCGGACCUUGCCACAGUGCGAACCCAGUUGGAGCUUUUAGAUGAUCGCCACGAUCGUGCCUUGUAUGACGCCGCGGUGGAACUCCGACGGCAACUCACCGUCUUACAAGAUUCUCGCCGAGAAUCCAAAUUCUCUGGCAACAAAAAGUGGAAAGCCACACAAGCGCCAAGUCGACAAAACCAACAAGCCGAAAGCAGUGACUGGGGCCGGUGGGACUCACCCGAACAGCAACAACGCAAAUCCGUCGACAGACGCGAGUUCAAGGAAGAAAUGCGUGCCACCAAAAAAGCUUUCCGGGAUGUGCUUCGUCGCGCCCGUGACGAGCAGCGUGAACGGCGGCGCACAAAACGUCGUCAAGUCCGACAAGCAAGAGCAAAUGAUGGAGACAAGGCAAAGCAAACAUACAAUCGCCCUCUUGAUCAACAGCUCCAGAGUUUGAGGCUAGAUAAUCCGUCACAGACAGUCAAUCAACCACAGCUGGCGGCUCCACACGGCUCGAACGUCGGCUCCGAGCUUGCUUCGGGCCAAUCCUCUAUCUCCAGGACGAGCACAUUGGAUCUUGCCUCGCCUGGCUCGGUCGGUUCGAAGAAGGGAAAGCCAAGUGAUACUUCGAGUCGUCUGAAAGAUAUGCUCAAGUCGCGCAAGGCGAAAAAGCAGAAGGAAGACGAUGCGGGGAGCAAAUAA
This is a messenger RNA of Penicillium soppii, 2064 nucleotides long. RefSeq lists its product as uncharacterized. NCBI's taxonomy places the organism in Eukaryota, Fungi, Ascomycota, Eurotiomycetes, Eurotiales, Aspergillaceae. The coding region runs from base 1 to 2064 and encodes 687 amino acids. The transcript has a single exon. The record is from RefSeq and is a predicted model, not a curated record.